Penicillium malachiteum is the source of this 408-nucleotide messenger RNA. Its product is annotated as arsenate reductase ArsC. The transcript has a single exon. The record is from RefSeq and is a predicted model, not a curated record. The coding region runs from base 1 to 408 and encodes 135 amino acids. NCBI's taxonomy places the organism in Eukaryota, Fungi, Ascomycota, Eurotiomycetes, Eurotiales, Aspergillaceae.
AUGGCCAACAAGCCCAGCGUCUUAUUCGUCUGCAUCCAUAAUGCCGGUCGUUCCCAAAUGGCAGCCGGCUACCUCAGACAUCUUGCCGGCGACUCAAUUGAAGUUUGUUCCGCCGGAUCAGCCCCGGUCGACUCCAUCAACCCCGUCGUCGUCGAGGCCAUGCUCGAAGAAGGCAUUGACAUCGGCGACCAAAAGCCAAAAAUUAUAACUACCGAACCGGUUCAAGCCAGCGACGUUGUCAUCACUAUGGGAUGUGGUGACGCCUGUCCAUUCUUCCCUGGAAAGCGCUAUCUCGACUGGAAACUUGAUGACCCUGCCGGCGAAGGGUUAGAUGCUGUGCGGAGUAUCUGUCGGAAGAUUCGUCAGCACAUCGAGGGUCUUAUUGUUGAGCUCCGGUCUUCGAGCUGA